GGAUACUGUACUUCCGGGUUUGAUGUUUUGAACCGGGCGUGCGGAGCGUCCCCCAAACAAAUCCCGGCUGCUAAGACACCGCCUGAUGCGGGCUGGGCUGGUUUUUCUGUCGGAGGGCGCGAGCGAGUGCGUUGCGCCUUUAAGGAGUCAAGCCAAGCCUAUCGCCGAGAGCGAGAGUGCGCAGGUGCGGGGGACCUGGGACCAGAAGGCGGCGAUCGGGCAGCAAGACUCCAGCCACUGAGACGCUGCAGGUGUCAACAGGCCUCAAGGAACAGGAUGGAUCUCGAUGUGGUUAACAUGUUUGUGAUUGCCGGUGGGACCCUGGCCAUUCCAAUCCUGGCAUUCGUCGCUUCUUUCCUCCUGUGGCCUUCAGCGCUGAUAAGAAUCUAUUAUUGGUACUGGCGGAGGACACUGGGCAUGCAAGUCCGCUAUGCACACUAUGAAGACUAUCAGUUCUGUUACUCCUUCCGGGGCAGGCCAGGACUCAAACCAUCCAUCCUUAUGCUCCAUGGAUUCUCUGCACACAAGGAUAUGUGGCUCAGCGUGGUCAAGUUCCUUCCGAAGAACCUGCACUUGAUCUGUGUGGACAUGCCUGGACAUGAAGGUACCACCCGCUCUUCCCUGGAUGACCUGUCCAUAGUUGGGCAAGUUAAAAGGAUACAUCAGUUUGUAGAAUGCCUUAAGCUGAACAAAAAGCCCUUUCACCUUAUAGGCACCUCCAUGGGUGGCCACGUGGCGGGAGUAUAUGCUGCUUACUACCCAUCCGAUGUCUGCAGCCUGUCUCUCGUGUGUCCUGCUGGCCUGCAGUAUUCAACUGACAAUCGGUUUGUACAACGGCUCAAAGAGCUGGAGGAUUCAGCUGCCAUUCAGAAGAUUCCCUUGAUCCCAUCCACCCCAGAGGAGAUGAGUGAGAUGCUCCAGCUCUGCUCCUAUGUCCGCUUCAAGGUGCCCCAGCAGAUCCUUCAAGGUCUUGUCGAUGUUCGUAUCCCUCAUAACAGCUUCUACCGGAAAUUGUUUUUGGAAAUCGUCAGUGAGAAAUCCAGAUACUCUCUGCAUGAGAACAUGGACAAGAUCAAGGUCCCAACACAGAUCAUUUGGGGGAAACAAGACCAGGUGCUUGAUGUGUCUGGGGCAGACAUAUUAGCCAAGUCAAUCACUAACUCCCAGGUAGAGGUUCUGGAAAACUGUGGCCAUUCGGUGGUGAUGGAGAGGCCAAGGAAGACAGCCAAGCUCAUUGUCGACUUUCUAGCUUCUGUGCAUAACACAGACAACAAUAAGAAGCUGAACUGAACUGAGGCCGCUGCCACAGCCUGCAUUGUGCACACAGCAUCUGCUCCCAUCCCCAAAACCUGACACAGUAACCACUCUCAGGGAUCCUGCCCCAAAUGCUGUCAGAGCACCAACGUCCCUGAGGAAACCAGUUGCCUAUCCCAGUAUCCUCGGUUCCACAGAGCAUCAGGGGCCACAGGAACUCUCUAAGAUCCUUUUUCAAAAUAGAAACCUGAAUGGAACAAUAAAAACAAAAUCACACGUAGCCAUGAAGCCUACCCGAAGUCUUCAAGUUCAUGUCACUGAGAAGCCAGUGCUAAGCAGCCAUCCUGGACCAUGGUUAUCAAACACACUUUCUUUAAGACAUUCCUCACACGUUAAACUUGAUCUAUUUUGUUGUUGUUUCAGAUGUAUCCCCUGCAUGGUCAGUGGCUUUUUCUACAGGAGCUUUAGUCAUUUAUUGAAAACUCUUGUUUAGAUCUAAUUCAAGUUUUACAUAGAGGCCCAUGUGUGACUGCAGCGCACAUUAGCCGCAAGACCAGGGAAGAGGCAGCGAAUUGUGGAAGUGGUUUCUGCCUUGAGGCCUGAUGCACCGGAGGCUGAGGCGGAAGGAUCCAAGAUCAAGGCCUGCCACAGGAACAGAGUGAGUUCAAGGCCAGCCUAAGCUACUGAUUGAAAAAAGAAGAGAAAAUGUGUCUACCUUUUUUUUUUUUUUUUUUUUUUAAUGUAGAAAUCUACAUGAGGAGGCAUUGCUUCACCUCAGUCAGCCCUAAGAACCGACACCAAACAGCAGAACAUACAGACUGAUGAGUUUGGACACCCGCAUGUCAGAUAUAUCUGACCGACCACAAUGAGGAACACCUGACUGGGAGGGUUCCCUAGGAAUGAUUUAUAAUUUUAAAAAUACGACUAAUAAAGCAAUAAUGUUCUAGACUUCUAUCUAGUCAGACUGGAGAGCCACACCAAGCAGCUCACGAGCAUCUUUUCUGUUCUGCUGUUCUACUGAAAAACCCUCGGAAGUAAAAAUACCAGUUUGUUAAUGAAUUCUGUGAAUUCAGUGAGCACUCGUGUGAUUGAAAACAAAUGAGUCCAAACAGCUGUGAAAGAGACCACAAUAAUGUGAAAUAAAUUUACUAAGUCUAGGCUGGCAACA
Arvicanthis niloticus (Nile rat) is the source of this 2422-nucleotide messenger RNA. RefSeq names its product abhydrolase domain containing 6, acylglycerol lipase (gene Abhd6). NCBI's taxonomy places the organism in Eukaryota, Metazoa, Chordata, Mammalia, Rodentia, Muridae. Gene Ontology annotation, molecular function: monoacylglycerol lipase activity. The record is from RefSeq and is a predicted model, not a curated record. Gene Ontology annotation, cellular component: membrane; AMPA glutamate receptor complex. Gene Ontology annotation, biological process: acylglycerol catabolic process.